Pristis pectinata (smalltooth sawfish) is the source of this 1662-nucleotide messenger RNA. Its product is annotated as aurora kinase A and ninein-interacting protein. Gene Ontology annotation, cellular component: spindle pole; centrosome. The transcript is spliced from 4 exons. The coding region runs from base 232 to 1575 and encodes 447 amino acids. The record is from RefSeq and is a predicted model, not a curated record. Lineage: Eukaryota; Metazoa; Chordata; Chondrichthyes; Rhinopristiformes; Pristidae. Gene Ontology annotation, biological process: spindle organization.
GCCCGUGCGCGCGUUCAGUGACGUCACCCGGCAAAUAUUCCGGGCGGUCUCGGGAACGGGCGCGUGCUCGUGCCGCGCGGGCGCGAGCGGGGGAGGCAGGUCGCGCGCAGGCGCGCCCGGCGGUGGGCGGAGCGACGGUUGUCGUGCAGUUCGGGCGGGAAAGCGGCUCCGUGCGGCCGGGAUCGGCGGCCCGCGCCAUCUGUGGGGGCAUCGCCCACUGUGCUCUUAACAAUGAAACGCCGGAGGAAAUUUGGAAACCAGAAGGUGGAGGAGUGUGGGAUUUGGUUGGACACGGAGGAGCUGAAGAGAAAGAGAGCGAAGGCCCAUUCCAUUUCAGAGCUUCUGAAUCCUCUGUCUAGGAGCAAAUACAACAUUGAGGUUUCUCUAAAUCUCACGCAGACAAGGGCUCCCCAGCGCUGUGUCAAACAGACGACGGUCUCUUCCUUCUUCUUCCCAAAGUCCAAAGGUAAGCCUGGGAACAUCUCACAUGCCUCUAACCUGCAGGCAGUGGACACUGCCUCUCCAUUCUCUAGCACCAGUGAAGAAGAAACGCUUGCAGAUCAGCCUGAGCUGAUUGUUGACGCCGAUUCCUGUGCAGACGGCCUUGGCUUCAACACUAUGGCGGAUGGCAGGGAGAUGGGGCCCACGACCCUGAGAGAGGUCUGCCAUGCCACAGUGAGGAACGACUCUCCUCCCAGAACUGCACACAUCAACACUGCACUGACAUCAGAUGAGCAGAUUUCGGGCAUAUUACAGCAAACACAGCAUUCCCGUCACAAAGCUACCACAGGUAUUGAUGGUGUAACAAGUGAGUUGCAGUCCAGCACUACAGGGGAAACUGCUGCAUCCAUCAAAGGUCUGACUCUGUCUCCUGAUGACAGUACCCAACAUGACUUUACUCAGGAUUCACAAGGGAACAGAUUGAUUUCACACAGGGGGUCAGCAUGGUCCGCUGCUGUCAGUUCCCCACUAAAACGUGAAGCCUGGCCUCACGCUGACUCCGAAACGCCGUGCGUCGAGAGCUUCAGAGCAGAGUUAUCAGACUCCAUCACCUCGACACAGUGCACUGCAAGCAGAGCACGGAGUUUAUUCAAAAGGAAGGCAGUGCCUUCACCCAAGAAACUAAACUCAGACCGAGGCAAAGGUUCAUUUCUAGACGAUAAGGAAAAUAUCUUCAAGCCUGCAUUGUCUCAUUUCAUGGGAAAGAGGAGCAAUCUGAAUCAAUCGUCUUUGAAAAGGACCCCAUUGCCCUUGGGAAGUGUUUCCCUCCCGCAGUGUCUGAGUGUACCCUAUGACAAACCCAUGGCUUUUAAGAGGUGGCAAGGGCUGCCCAGUGACCAGUGCGAGCUGUCAGAUUUGUUCAGCCAAGAUUCACAGGGGAACCAGGUUAUCUCCCAUCGGAGCAUGAAUAGCAGGAUCAGGGUGGCCCCUUCCGGGGGCAGUGGUCCCCUGCGUGCUCUGUGUCAAUCACCCCCUGUGGUGGGGCUGGAAGAUGAUAUCACAUUCUCACCACUGUUUACACAAGAUUCUGAGGGCUAUGCAGUGAUCAAACACAGUUCAAGAGCAAUGAAUUAAUUAUUUGCUUUGUUUUUGGAUCAUCGCUUUUCUCCUUCUUAUCCUGAAGGUAAAUGUAAAAGUUAAAAGGAAUAAAGAUUAUUUUCA